AUGACAACGGGGCACGACGCCUCUUGCUGCAUCUGCGGCGAGGCGGCGAAGUAUCGAUGUCCCGCUUGCCUCAAACAAACAUGUUGUUUAAAGUGCGUCGCUGCGCAUAAGGAACGCUACGAGUGUUCCGGGCGCCCGCAGCCUUCAUACGUGCCCAUCCAGGAAAUGACAGACCAGACAUUAUCGAAUGACGUCUCUCUGCUUGAUAGGAUUUCACGCGUUAUCGAAUCCACUUCACGUGCGUUUGUGCAGAGGCAGAUAGAUGCUCACGUUAAGGCUUCAAAAAGAAUCAAGACUGCAGCACUCCGAAAAUGCUGCGACGAUCGGGGGAUCAUAUUGCAGUUGUGCCCUUCACACCUAUCGCGCCAUUUACGUAACUAUACUUGCUUACGCAAGGGUAACAUGUACUGGACGGUUGAAUGGUACUUCGCGAAACCAGACAUACUGCUUUUCGAGCGCAGAGUGAGUGAGAAGUGUACGAUAGCAAAAGCGCUUGAACGAGUGCUUAUGCGUGUCGCUGGCAAGCGCAACACUGCUAACUUGCUGCGCGAGUAUUUGGACAUCCACAACGUAGUGAUCCUUAUACGUGACAUUGGAGAAAUAAACAACAAAUCAAGAUACUUCAUGUGUGAUACGCAUUUUACUUUGCGCGAGAGCAUAGAAAAGACUAGAAUCCUGGAGUUUCCAAGAAUUGAUGUUGUACUAAAACGCGAUUUGCAUCUAUACAAAAUAGUCGAACGGAGGUCGCAAACGUCGCCGGAGGAUGGAAAAAUUGUGGAGGAGCCACAUGAGUAA
Molecule: messenger RNA, 795 nt
Organism: Babesia bigemina
Lineage: Eukaryota; Apicomplexa; Aconoidasida; Piroplasmida; Babesiidae
Exons: 4
Coding region: 1-795 (264 amino acids)
Biological process (GO): box C/D snoRNP assembly; maturation of LSU-rRNA from tricistronic rRNA transcript (SSU-rRNA, 5.8S rRNA, LSU-rRNA); snoRNA localization
Cellular component (GO): nucleus; pre-snoRNP complex
Source: RefSeq, a predicted model, not a curated record